Macrosiphum euphorbiae (potato aphid) is the source of this 876-nucleotide messenger RNA. NCBI's taxonomy places the organism in Eukaryota, Metazoa, Arthropoda, Insecta, Hemiptera, Aphididae. The record is from the annotation of a GenBank genome assembly.
AUGUCAGAAGAAACAUCAAAGGAAAAUGAAAGUGUUAAGGAUGGUAAAGAAUGUGAUGAAGCAUCUAAAUUAUUAGACUUAUAUAUGGCAGAACUUGAUCAAGUACAAAGUGAAGAUGAAGAUGAAGACUAUAGGCCUCAUUGGGAACUUCACUGGAAGAGCGUUAAUGUUGGAGUAAAUUUUCAAGCUCUAGUAACAGAUGGGCUAUCAACAUAUGGUGAUGUAAUGCCUUAUGAAAAUAAUGAUGAACUGUUAUGGGAUCCAAAUGUAUUGGGGGAAGAUUUAAUUGAAGAUUAUUUGACAAAAAUCCAGCAAAUUACAAAGGCAUUAAAGCCAAAAUCUAAAGUUGUUGGUAUUCGGGAUAAUGAAAAAGCACUUUACUUGUUAGUUCAAUGUGGUCAUGAUGUAGCCGAAGCUCUUAGAAGAAUGUCAUUAAAUGUAGUACCUUUGGAGAAAUCACUAAGUGUCUGGUCAGAAGAUGAAACAUUGAAGUUUGAGAUGGGAUUACUGAUAAGCGGAAAGAAUUUUCAUGCCAUACAAAAAGAGGUUAAAACCAGAUCAGUAGCAGAGUUGGUUCAUUUUUAUUAUUUCUGGAAAAAAAGUGAUAGGCAUGAUCAAUUCGAAAGGAAGCAAGUUUCAAUGCGUCCAGAAAUGAAGCAGUGGCAACAUUGGGAGUCUGAAGAAGAUCAAGACAGUGAUUUUGAUACAAGUAUGUUUCCGGAUAAUAGUCACGAUGAUAGUGAGGAUAGCUUAAACGCUGCUGAAAAUAAGGCACAAAUGAAGUGUUUAAUUUAUGCUGAUCGCAAAAGACAAGUACGAAAAAAAGCUUCAAAUAAUGCUUGUAGUAAUACUAAUACUAGUACUAACACUAACUAA